AAAAACAAACCCGGCCGGAAGCCAACCGCAUUCCCGUCUCACCUGCCUACUUUUCCUCUGCUCCCCCAACCCAUCCUCCGUUCUCUCUUCUCAGAUUUGUGGGUUCGUGUCAUGAUUUCACCGCCCCCGGUGAUGCAAUCCUCCGCGGCGAGGCCCGCGCUGGCCGGGUUCCGCCAGGCCGCCGCCUGCUCCAGCUCCCGCCGGUCGGUCCGGUGCGCGGUGGCCGUCGCGUCGGCGGCGCCGGCCGGGAGGUGCACGCUGUACGAGGUGCUCGGGCUGCGGGCCGGCGCCACGGGCGGCGAGAUCAAGGCCGCGUACCGGCGACUGGCUCGGGAGCGGCACCCGGACGUGGCCGGCGCGGCCGGCGACGACUUCAUCCGCCUGCACGACGCCUACGCCACGCUCUCCGACCCGGACGCCCGCGCGCGCUACGACCGCGACGUCGUCGUGCAGGCCUACGCGCAGCCGCCCGCUUCCAGGCCGAACGGCGUCUGGGGCCGGCCUCGCCGCACGUGGGAGACAGACCAGUGCUGGUAGGUCCGACCUCCAUCGAUCCAGAGCUUCGGCCUUGUGAAUAGCCACCACUAUAGCAGCGCUCUUCCCCACGCGCGGCCAUGGCCGCUCACCAUAGAUUUUUUGUUACGGUGACCCAACCAUGCGUCUGUACAUGUAAAUCCCCACCUCUUCUUGAUCUUCUGAAUGUUCAGUCAUCUUCAGAAUCAAAAAUUAACCUGUGUUAAUAUGCAA
This is a messenger RNA of Triticum urartu, 747 nucleotides long. The record is from RefSeq and is a predicted model, not a curated record. Lineage: Eukaryota; Viridiplantae; Streptophyta; Magnoliopsida; Poales; Poaceae.